This is a messenger RNA of Drosophila albomicans, 4281 nucleotides long. RefSeq names its product poly(A) RNA polymerase gld-2 homolog A (gene Gld2). Lineage: Eukaryota; Metazoa; Arthropoda; Insecta; Diptera; Drosophilidae. The transcript is spliced from 2 exons. Bases 253 to 4065 code for a protein of 1270 amino acids. Gene Ontology annotation, cellular component: cytosol. The record is from RefSeq and is a predicted model, not a curated record. Gene Ontology annotation, molecular function: poly(A) RNA polymerase activity.
CAAAGUGCGUACUUCUUUAUAUACGUAUAUAGAAUCGUGUGACAUUUGAGUCGUAGGGCUCCAGGCUAGGCGUUACGUUUGCUGUCACGGUAUUUGCUCAUUUUUUUGAUGAACAUAAAGAACACACAAGCCUAGAGCAAUUUGGUUAAGCACACGAUCGCGCAUUAGAUUCUCUAUAGCAUUUUGACUUUUGUUUUUGGCAUUUGGCAACCUAUAUGUAUUUGUAAUUGGAAUUGUGCCGCAUUGGUAGCAAUGUCAACGGCGCUGGCAACGGCAGCAAGUGCAACUAGCACGGCGACCACAACAACACAAACAGCAGCAACAACAACAACAACGCCCGCCGAAGAGGAACAGCAACAGCAGACGCCACCAACAGUAACAGCAACAGUAGCGGCAGCAACCAUGUUGCUAGAACCUUUAGCAUUGCCACAGCACAUGGAGCAAUCCACAUCGAUGGAGCAGCUGGCCGAGUUGGUUGACAGCGAGGAAAACAAUGUAAGCAGCAACCUUAAUGCUAAACUGCCAGCUGAAAUGUCAACACAGCCUUCGCAGCAGCCUUCACAGCAGCAACAGCAGCAGCAACAGGAACAAGAGCAGCAGGAACUCGACUCGGAUGACGGCAUCGAGUAUCUCGAUCCCAAUGAGUUUCCGCUGCCGGGCACACGACGCCACAAGAAGAAACUGGUGCACAAGACGAUCACCCAAACGUAUCCACGUCCGCCCGGUGGCUACAAGUACUCGAUGGGUUUCCUCUACAGCAUCGGCAGCCACAUGGCUGGCAUCACGCUCGACAUACCGACGCCCACAUCGAUAAUGCCGCGCAUGUUGCGCACGUUGCCGCCACCGCCGCCGCCUCCAUCGCAGUUGCCGCUAAUGCCAUCGGGCGUGGCGAAUGUGGUACGUUCGGGCGUUCAAUCGCCAGGUAAUGCUAAUCAAACACAUCGUUUCGGGGGCGCUGCUGUGGCCGCUGCGGCAGCAGCAGCAGCAGCGGCGGCAGCUGCAGCCGCCGCAGCGGCAGCAACGGGCAAUGCGAAUCUAUCGCCGCAGCAAUUCCUCUGUCCGGCGGGCUACGGCAGCAGCACGCAGCGACGUCUGUGGCAUGCCGAGAAUGCGGUCUGGCAAUUCGACCGCAACUAUCCGUACAACCAAGGCUAUGCCUCAUCCUAUGGCAUACCGAUGGUGCCGCUGGGCUUUGAGCAGCAUCCGUAUGGCGCACAGCGUUUCAUGUACUCCAGCUACUACAAUCAGGCAGUGCCACGCGGGGGUGGAGGAGGAGGAGGUGCAAGUGGAGGCGGUGCCAGCUAUCGUCAUGUGGCGCCUAAUUUGCCAGUCGUAGCCGAGCAGCAGCAGCAACAACAGUCGCCGAAUGCCGAGCAGCAUCCACAUCCGGAGGCCUUCGCUGACUACGCGAAUUUGGAUCCGCGUUUUGCACGCGGCGCCACUGCAGCUCAAGUCAGGGAACGCUUUGGACCCGCACGCCAUGCAAAUGCAGCGAUGACGUUUCCCCGCGAAACCAAAACGUUCUACAACAGCAGCACAGGGAAUGUGACUGUUGGUGCACCGGGCACAAGGAUACGCCAUCCAUUCGAUCCACGCAGCGGACUGCAGCGUGGCAAUCCCAAUGUGCCCCAAACUGUGGCACUCGAACAGCUGAACAUGAAUAUGCAACGACGUGGCAGCAAUCAGCCAAGUGGCAGCGCCGCGCAAUCAACUUCAGCUGGAAGGCAUUUGAAGCGCUCCAAGAGUCAACUGGUGAACACGAAUAGUUCCAACUCCUCCGGUUCGGAAUCUCUGAACUCUGCCAAAGUGGAGCAGCCAGAGAACAACAACAAUGUGACGCCCAUUUAUCACAAUCCGCAGCGUAGCUAUCGCAAUCGUCAGCGGUAUGCAGCUGCCAGCCAGCAACAGUUGCAGCAGCAGCAACAACAGCAACACAUGGGCAACUAUCAGCCAGGAGUGCGUCGCUUGAGCAAGGCGCAAGAGUUGCGACAACAGCAACACUCACGUUGCUACAACUCCACGCAGCUGGAGCAUGUGGAUUAUGCCACCAAUGGAACGUUGUAUGAGACGGAACUAUCCGAGCAGGAUGCUUUGGUCUUGGCAGCUGCAGCAAGCAGCGGCACCUCGGAUGCGGAUCUGCCGCAAGAUUCGGACUUUGUGGCUGGCGCUGUGGGCAUCUCAACAUCAGUAACAGCAGGUGACUAUUCCUCCGAGGCCGAUCCACAUGGACAUUCGCAGCACACGGGCUCCAUUUCGGGUGACUUUGAUGGUUUGUCCUAUGUCAGCUUGGCGCCCAGUUCGCCCAGCGACAGCGCAGAGAGCGAGCAGAGCGAUGCUUCGUUGGAGUCGAUGGUUUCGAAGAUUACAAUGAGCUGUGUGGCAAUGGCAACAAGUGCGCAGCUGCCGGACUUGAAGGGUCCAAAUCUUGUGCCUUUUGGAGAUAUGCAUUACCUGAAGGAAGCGGAACGUAAAUCUAGUCAAGGACUGAAGAAUGGCUUGAAGUGCACAUCGCACUGUUGUGGCGAUAUGCUGGGAGAGUUGAAGCCCCAACACGCAGAAGGCGAAGAGAAUGAAGCUGCCGCUUUGGCCAGCAGAGGUGGCAUUAUUAAGGUAACAGAUAAUGGCUCAAAGCGUGCCACAACUUUACCACAUCUAAACUUCCUCUGGCAGGAGGAAUUCCUCGAUGACAAUCAACCGCUUUCGCUGCAGAAUCGUUAUUUGCAUGAGUUCUUUGGCUACACGCCAGCGGAUCGCUUUCUCACUCGAGCCAAGCUAGUGGAGAUGAAGCGUCCGCCCAUCUCGGUGGCCAGUCGCAGCAAAUGGGAUUCUCUAACGCAAUCGAUUUGGCAGAAAUUUCUCGCUGCCCAGCAGACGAAACAAAUCUACAAGACAAAGAUGCGUCUCUGGCGUUUCAUUUAUAAGGUGACGAUGGCUGUGUAUCCACGCUAUGGUCUCUACUUGGUGGGUUCGUCCAUCUCGUACUUUGGUUCCAAGUGCUCGGACAUGGACAUUUGCAUGUUGGCCUGCACGAAUCCGAACAUUGAUCCACGCAUGGAGGCCGUCUAUCAUUUGCAGUUGAUGCGUGAAAUGUUGAAUGCCACCGAACAGUUUCAGGAAUUCAAUUUGAUCGAGGCUCGUGUGCCCAUCUUACGCUUCACAGAUCGUCGCCAUCGUGUCGAGGUCGAUAUCAAUUUCAACAAUUCGGUGGGAAUACGCAACACUCACUUGUUGUAUUGUUAUUCGCAGCUGGAGUGGCGAUUGCGUCCCAUGGCUUUGACUAUCAAACAGUGGGCUCAGCAUCAUAACAUCAACAAUGCCAAGAAUAUGACAAUUUCCAGCUACUCUUUGAUGUUGAUGGUUAUACACUUUCUUCAAGCAGGUGUCAAUCCUCCCGUGUUGCCGUGUCUGCAUAAAAUGUACCCGGAAAAGUUUAGCAUACUGCAGCCCACGGAUUUUGGAUAUGUGGACAUGAAUGAGAUAAUGCCGCCAUAUCAAUCGGAGAACACACAAUCGCUGGGUGAGCUGUUGCUCAAUUUUCUGCAUUAUUACAGCAUCUUUGAGUAUGGUAAGUUUGCCAUCUCGAUACGUGUGGGCGGCGUGUUGCCCGUGGAAACUUGUCGCGCCUCGAAGGCGGUGAAGAAUGAUAUCCAUCAGUGGAACGAACUGUGCAUCGAGGAGCCCUUCGAUCUCACCAAUACAGCGCGUUCGGUUUACGAUCCCGAGACCUUCGAUCGCAUACGUUCGAUCUUUAUGACCUCGUAUCGUCGCCUGGAGUCAACGCGCAAUUUGCAUUCGAUUUUCGAGGGUUACGAAGGACCCGCCAUACAGACAAUGCAGCUGACUGAGAACUCGGACUUAGAGCUAGGCGGUGGCAAGGCGGCGAGUGGCGCCUCCUCGAAGUCAGAGAGUGCACAGCCAUCGCCUAGGCGUAUGGUGGACAAGGCCACGACGGCCAUUUGGAGUGAUAUCAAUCAGAAGGUGGAGGUGAUUGCCGAGGAGGAACAGCAGCAGCAAGAGUUGCAGUUGCAGUUGGCCAAGAGCAAGAGUUCGCGUCUCAACAAAUAAACCAAUUGCAAACACUCAACAGUCAAAAAAAAAGAGAAAAGGAAAGCAGCAGACACAAUCAUCAGCUUUGUUGUAGUUUAGAUCAGAAGAAUUUAGCAAUAGUUUUAUCAGAGAAACAUUCAAAAAAGAUAGACGAAAAAGCUGGAAAGGUAGAGAAAGAAAAAAAAAACAUUUAGACAGAUAGAAUUUAGAUGCAGUAUUUUUAGUUUUAGUUUA